CUACUGUUGCCUAAUCCAAAAGAGGAAAGAAACUGGGAUCCACCUGAGUUCAAUGGGGGUCUGCAGAAACGGGACCACCUACACAAAAACAUCUGAUUUUCCAAAGAAUUCAUCAAAUCCCAAGUUGGAUAUGCAGCAAUAAUUAAUCAUCAUGAUAAGUGAUUAACUAAUUAUCACAUUAAUUAAAGAUUAAUGAUGAAUCCAUUUCAUAUCAUCAGACAGACAGACCUGAUAGUAAAACUGUAAUUGUUCAAGUAUAUUAAUUAUUGAUUCAACCAAAAGGAGCGUUUGUUAGCUUUCAAACAAAACGAUGAUUCCACGUCACCUUUCCGGCAAACCCUUCAAAAUCCGUCCCACAUUUCUUCCCCUAAAUCAAAAUGUCCCUAGUUGAACUUGAACAACUUAAUUACCCCUAAACAUAUUACUACCACUUAUGUAAAACUACUUUUCAAGUUAUACCCCUAAAGAUUACUCCCGGCUCUUGGACGGAGUUUCUCCUUGCUCCUCCGCCGGAGAAGGGUGCUGCAGCAACAAGGCGGUGUACGGCAUGUGAUGAAAGCCAUUCAUACCCAUUUCCAGCCCCGUUUGUGGCGGUUGCGGGCCGAGGUCCAACCGACAAUUAGGGGGCGGCAUAGGAUCAUAGAAGCUUCCAUGAGGCAAGUGCACCAAGGGCACAACCAUAGUCGACGGUUGGAUCAUGCUCCCGGCGAAAUUCGACGGGUGGCGGUUCACCGGCAGAGAUCCCGAGGUGGUGACGGCGGUCUUGGGGAGGGUUCCGGUCCCUGUGGCGGCAAUGAUGGCCGGCUCGGAAUGGCGGAGGAGCCACUCGAUGGUCUCCCCAUCGCAGCGGUGUCCCAGCUCCUUGGUCAGCUGGAAAAUCCUGGCGGCACAGAGCACCGGCAGCCUGACACGGCGACCCCUCCCGUUGACCUUGGUGUGACGGUCCUUCGUUGACCGCUUCUUGGCCGGCUUCGUCGCGGGCUGCACCUCGCCGGCGUCGUCACCGUUGGUGGUGGUAGUCAAAGAGGUAAUCGGAGCAGCGGGAGCAGGGGAGUCAACGAUUUGGGUGUUCUGGGGUUGGGAAUCCACCGGAGCAAAAUCAAGGAGAAUGAUCUCUGAACCCAUCGUCGGUAACAAGUCCUGCGGUAAAAAAAUGAAAAAUAUUAAUGACUGAAGAAGUAAAAAAAAAUAAAAAUGAAGCAAGAGUAGUGGUGGUGGAGGGUGGUGGUGGACCUGGGCGGUGAGAACUGAAGACUUGAGACUGGAGAAGGAGGAUUCUGAUGACCCCACCUGAGAAAGGUUGAUGGCUUUUUAUAAGCAAAAAAUCAGUGGAUUUUUGGAUGCUAAGUUGGACGGUCGGAUGAUAAAAGCAGACUCGGAUCGAGCGGACCAGAUGAGUUUAGGGUGUGUCUGAUAAAUGUGAUAUAUCUCUCUGUUCAUCCUCGGGUACGGUGCGCGUGUGUAUUGGGCCCACAGUUUUCAUGGCUCCAUUUCAGUAAUCUAGUUGUGGGCCUCUUCUAUUCUAAAAGUGGGUCCAUGAGAAGAAUCAUUGUCUUUAUCCGUCAAUUGCGGGUCCUACUUUUUACGUCUUCUCACGCACAGUCACACACACACACACACUUAACUGACUCACUCACUCAAGGUGUGCUGUGUGUUUACAGUUUUUGGUGACCUGAGAGAGAGAGAGAGAGGGGGGCUCUGCAAUUGCAUAAAUGCCUCUCCUCAACUCAAAAAGACUUUUCCAGCACUAGUCUUCUUCCAUCACAUAGCCAUGCUGUUUUUCUUCACGAAUUUAUAAAAUCUAAUCAAUUUGGUGAGAGGGAUUCUUCACGAAUUUAAGAAAUGGCAGAGAGCAUCAGUUCAAUGUGUGUUCAAAAAAGGGCCAGGUCCGAUGUGAGCAUUCCCCGUCUUCCAAGUCCAACCCAAACCCUAACCCGAACCUGUACGGCAUCUAUUUCGAGAUUCCUUUCUAUCCCCCCAACUUUGACUGCCCACUCCAACUCUAUUCUCAUUCCCAAACUGGCAUUUCCACCUACUCUAACUUUUUUACAGUUUCUUUUGAUUGAUUGUAUCCAAACUUCUUUUAGUAGUACUAGACUACUAGUAGAGCUGGCUUGCAUAAAAAAAAAAAAAAAAGCUCUGUGAGUUUCAGAUAAUUCAGUAAUGGUGGGAGUCAAAGUCAAUCGCUGUGGUCUGUUGUUGCACGUGUAAAACUGGUGUAAAAUAAAACUGCAACCCACUUGCAAACAAUUUAUUUAAGUACUUGGGGUUGGGAGUUGGGAGCUCCAUCUGCAAUGUGUCGCUGGAUACGCUCAACCCUCAAACGAGACUUGAGAUGCUGAAGCACAUUGAUUUGGCAAACAUUGAAACAAGUAUUGAUGCUUCAUGAAGUUGCUCCAGCACUUGCUCAUAUCCGAGCUACUUCUGUGGCUCGCUAUCUUAGUUCUUCAAUUCAUAUCCAGGAGAAACCCGAUGAAAAUCCGUCCUUUCAGUUGGUGAAAGAUGGGGGUGCAUUGCAGGUAGCUUUAGAUCGGAAGCUUGUGGGUGCUGCAUCAUACUCGAUUGAAGAAAAUGAGUCUCGGGAUCCACAUCAGUUCAAUAGCGACUCCAAAGUGCAACUUCUUCAGUUGCCUGGUUUAUGGUAUUUAUCUCAGUCCACAGAGAUAAAGCAUUCUGUUUCAAGGAAGAGUGACAAUUCUACCGAUGUUAAUCCAGAAAACGUAGUUGCUCUUGCCAGAGAGGCUCUAUCCGCAUCGAUUGAAGCCGCCUCACUAUCUGAACACUGCAAACUAUUUGACUCCAGUACUGACGCCUCUCUCAGUUCAAAUUUGCUGUCCACAAGUCUGACUGAUAUUCAACUGGAAGAAGGAAAAAAGGUGAGCUCAACACGUCUACGGCAAAGGCGAUCCAUAAAGAGGAGGGCGCCAAAGCAUAACAUUGAUGUUGAGGACAUGAAACCUCUUGCAAGGCCAAAUUUACGCAGAAAAGUUAAUGAAAUAUUUGAUCAUAAUGAUCCUUUGCGGCCUUUCUUAUCGGGUCCAGACACAAAACUUUUGACGUUAACUGAGGAAUCUGAUUUGAUUGUCAAGAUACAGGACUUCAGAAAAUUAGUUGAAGUGAAGUGUAGGCUUCAAAAUCAAUUUGAGCGCGAACCAACUUUAGUUGAAUGGGCUGAUGCUGUUGGCAUCAGUUGUCGAGUUUUGCGGACACAACUUCACUCUGGGAGGAGGAGCAGGGAAAAGUUGAUUCAUGCCAACUAUCGAAUGGUUGUACACAUUGCUAAGCAGUAUCAAGGGCGUGGUCUUAGCCUUCAGGAUAUGUUGCAGGAGGGUAGCAUGGGUCUUAUGAAGAGCAUUGAGAAAUUCAAACCGCAGGCUGGUUGUCGAUUUGCAACCUAUGCAUACUGGUGGAUAAGGCAAGCUGUUAGGAAGGCCAUAUUUCAUCAUUCUAGGACAAUCCGGUUGCCAGACAACGUGUAUGGGUUACUUUCAAAGAUUAAGGAAGCUAAGAGACAGUGCAUUCAAAAAGGUAUUCGUUAUCCUAGUAAAGAAGAUGUUGCUUCGGAGGCUGGGAUUACAGUUGAGAAAUUAGAAAGUUUGCUACUUACUGCAAGAAUGCCCGUCUCUAUGCAACAGACUGUGUGGACAGAUCAAAAGACGACCUUUCAGGAAGUCACUGCUGAUAUGUCAAUGGAGGCCCCAGAACUGAGUGUUUCAAAGCACCUCAUGAGGUUCCAUAUGCGCAAGCUCCUUAGUAUUCUUAAUCCUAAAGAAAGAAAGAUCAUCAGGCUGAGAUUUGGCAUCGAGGAUGGUGUACAGAAAUCUUUAUCUGAGAUUGGUACUGUGUUUGGACUGUCAAAGGAGAGAGUUCGGCAGCUGGAGAGUCGAGCUCUUUACAAGCUUAAGCAGCAGUGUCUUAAUAGCCAAGGGCUUAAAGCUUAUGAAAAUUUUCUCUUUUAG
Molecule: messenger RNA, 3959 nt
Organism: Oldenlandia corymbosa var. corymbosa
Lineage: Eukaryota; Viridiplantae; Streptophyta; Magnoliopsida; Gentianales; Rubiaceae
Source: the annotation of a GenBank genome assembly